This is a messenger RNA of Laccaria bicolor S238N-H82, 3153 nucleotides long. RefSeq lists its product as uncharacterized. The coding region runs from base 1 to 3153 and encodes 1050 amino acids. The transcript is spliced from 4 exons. The record is from RefSeq and is a predicted model, not a curated record. NCBI's taxonomy places the organism in Eukaryota, Fungi, Basidiomycota, Agaricomycetes, Agaricales, Hydnangiaceae.
AUGUACCUGUACAGAGGGGCGGAUUUUCGGCCCGCGGCUUUUCACACUUUCCAGGUCUUAAACGAUACAUGGUGUCUUCUUCACCAACGCGACCACUUAUCAUGUAUAUCUCAAGCAGCCUGUGCUCACAUUUCACAAUUUCAAAACGAACUUUCAUCGAUCAGGAAUGGAACAUCCAGUGCUCUAGGUCUACCGGUUUAUUGGAACGUCAGCGUACCAUGGCUUCCUUGGACUCCUUCGAACGAUUCUCUUCCUUCAGCCGCCGCCCUACCUGAACUCCAAUUGGAGCUUGCGGAGGCUCACCAGUGCAUACGGACUUUACUUUCGCUCUACCCUGAGUACCAAGGCCCGAAGCCAAACAUCACCGCUGCGACGUCUUCCGUCCUGGAAAUCCGGCAGUCAUUCAUUGAUUGCGUUGCAUUUUUACGUUGGUGGAUGGCUUGGAUGCCCGAGUCUCUGGACUCGAAGAAUCGUCCAGUGAAGACGAACAUCCAAAAGUUAGUUCUUAAAUGGCAGUUGGAAUCCUUCCCCAGUGUAGGAGUUGUCGUGGAUUUGGUUCGAGAUUGGCAGACGGCCAACCUGCCUCUUUGGAUCGAGAAAGGCAUGCGAGUCUACUACCAAUGGUCUCCAUCAGCCUCUGAAAACCCCCGUUUCCGUCACUUAUCGCCAGCGUUACUCUCACAGCCUAGCAAAGGACAAGGGUUCUCACUUCCUUAUGAUGGAUACUUCCAAGACAAAUCCUUGACAUUGCCAGCUCAUAACGGUGCCGUAGCCCAGAGCAUGCCACGGUCAGAUAACUACGUCAUUGACUUUGAAGGUUGGAAACGGCGGCCGAUAAGCAAAGCCAAGGCUCAAGAGUAUUUUCGUUAUAUGCCCUUUUUCAAGAUCGAUACACCGAAGGGUGAACGUGUUGUCUUUUCAAGGUGGAGGCCACGAUCCAGGCCGUCAUGCUCUGACGACUCUGACUCUGAAGAUUCGGAAGAUUGCGAUCCUAUGGAGUCUGAAGGCCUCAUCCGAGAAAUGUUCGCGUGGAACUAUCGACCUCUCCAAGGAAAUCCAUAUGACCUACUCACAGGUGGGGAUUCGAUACCCACUUUGAACUUACCACGAUCGCCAUUCACAUCUUCGGCCAGAACCACUCAUAAUAGCAAACCCUACGAUAGGCCUCUCACGGGACAAUUACAAAACAGGACACCCAGAAAUCAACAUUCUCGCGACCACGUUGGUAUUCAUGCCGACCUUACCACCCACCCAAUAUACCCACAUCCUGUUUUAUCAGAAGGGAGUUCAUCACGUUAUCGAAAUGUUCCUCCCCUAGCAAAAACGUUGAGGAAGCCAGAAGUACUGAACAGCCCGCCCACCAGUAGCUUGGUUGGUAUUCAUGCCGACCUUACCACCCACCCAUCAUGCCCACAUCCUGUUUUAUCAGAAGGGAGUUCAUCACGUUAUCGAAAUGUUCCUCUCGUAGAAAAAACGUCGAGGAAGCCAGAAGUACUGAACAACCCGCUCUCCAGUAGCUUGCCAGUUACGAACUUCCAGUCACAAAAAGCAACAUGGUCAAAUGAAGCUCAUUACACACCAGGACCCAGAAAACGUCUGACCUUCGCCGAGUACGUGGCUCGAAAAAAGUUACGAACCGAUUGGGACCCGAUAAAUGAAGUUCGUUUUGACCGGCUUAAUAACGAUUGCUUGCAUGAAGUGACAAUCAUUGACGCGGAAGACCAUAAAAUGGAACUCGACACGGAGAUGCCCAACAAUGCCAAUGAUACAUCACGCCAGAAGCCUCCGGAUUCUAUGGAUGUGGACAAUGUUGACCAUCUGUCUGCUGACCUGCACGGAGAAGACGAUGAAACCAUCUCUCUUGGCUCCGACGACGACGAUUGGGGCCGUUUCAGCAGUCUUAUUCACAAUGCCGAGGCUCGAAUAGAAAACAUACCAAGCUCAGGGCGACAAGUAAAUGUUGAAUGUCUCUUGCUGGAGGUCGAUCCAUUAGCAUCGUCCACCUUUUCAUCGAUAUUUCCUCCAUCGAAUAUGGACAACAACAAUCAUCUUGAUCUGCUUGAAGACAAAGAAUCAAUUUCUCUUGGGUCACAAGGCGGCAACCGCAGCCACCCCACCAGUCAUGACGCUCUUCCAAAAGACGAUCAGACUCGAGUCGAAGUCAACCUAAGCCCAGCGUGUGCUAGACUCUCUUUACCAGAGGUUGCCAGGCCCGUUUUGUCAGUUCCCUUAUCAAAUAAUUGGUCAACCCUUUCGCGUUUCCAGCCGUAUACCCAAAGCUUCCCCGCCUUCCGUUUUGAUCGAGGAGAGUUGAACUGGGACGCGGAACUGCUACACUCGGGACACCUCUUCUUUCCAAAUCACGAUAAGGAGGAAGGCAAAUCUGUAGAAGUUCGCAUUAGGUGUGCCCUUGCGGCCCACCCUGGCUGGACUCAGGAAGAUGUAAUGGACUUCGCCGUCGCACAUUGCCUACCGUUUCGCGUGAUGGCUCCUGUCUCGCGGAUGUCUGGAAUCGUAUCCGCUGAAUCCAGCAUUCCCGAUAUUGAUCAUGAAAACCCCCAGGAGGUCGUCCGCCGUUGGAAAGCUGGCUUGGCCGACUUCUUUAAGCGCCGCCAUUCCCGAGCCCUCCUGUUUCUUGGUGGGAUAGAAACCAGGCUAGCCUUGAUGGUUGGUGGUUUAGACUUUGUCGGUUCUGCAAUGCAGGGCGCGGAUUUGACAGGCCCCCGAUGUACUGAAGAGAGGGACGGACAAGUAUUCAUAGACGAUGCAGUAACAGCCGACGAAGUCAAUUUACUCCUAGGAUGUAUUACUCCGGCUCCAGCCAAUCGUCGAAAGGUCGUCCGAUCGCUUUGGCCCAGUUCGGCACAGCUUAAAUCAAAAUUCUCCGAACACUUCACUGGCGAUUGGAACAGCCCCUGCGAGGAUUUAUUCCAAGCAAUAUGGCGAGAAGUAAACGGGCAAAAGCCGAAGCUUCGUAACAUCACUCAAUGGCGAACAUUUUUUAAACACGGAGGAAGGACAAAUUCGACGUCCCCCUCCCUUGAACAAUCUGCUUGGAGGGAGGCGCAUGAGGUGUUGAUAGAGGAGGUCGAGUGGCAUGGGAUGCGAAUGUCAGAUUUAUUCCCGCAGAUUACCGUACAUUCUGCAACCUGA